AUGAUGUUACACUUGUUGGCUUCUGCGGGACUGGGAAUUGUUCUCAGCUGGUGGUUGGUAUACACGCAGGUAGAAUCUUGGUCCCAAUGUCGUUGUCAACCAUCGGAAUCAUGUUGGCCGUCGGGACAAGAGUGGAACGUGUUGAAUGAGUCGAUGGAUUUUAAUCUUAUUCCGCUAAACCCCAUUGGAUCUGUCUGUUACGAGCCGAAUCUGAAUCACCACGCCUGCGAGGAAGUCAUGCACCUUUCGAAAGACAGUGGAUGGAGGGCGGCCCAACCCGGUGCAUUACAGGAUUGGAUAUGGGAGGCUGGCUCGUCCGAUGCAGAGGCAUGUCCAUUAGGGUCCCAAAUGGCGAACCACACCACGUGCCAUCAAGGGCGCAUUCCUCUCUAUUCGGCGAUGGUAAAUUCAGCCAAGCACGUCCAAGAAGCGGUUUUGUUUGCCAAUCAGCACAACCUUCGCCUCACAAUUCGUAACACGGGCCAUGAUUUGAAUGGACGGUCUAGCUCUGCCAACUCGCUGCAGAUCAACACUCAUAGUCUGCAAGACAUCAAAUUCCAUGAGGACUUUCAGCUACACAAUUCCCGUAAAUCCCUCGGGCCAGCGGUGAGUAUUGGGGCCGGUGUGAUGAUGGGAGACCUCUAUGCUAGAGCAGCUGCCAAGGGCUAUAUUCCGGUUGGUGGCGACUGCCCCACAGUGGGAGCCGCAGGCGGGUUUCUCCAGGGAGGAGGAAUCUCGGACUUUCUGAGUCUCCACCAUGGACUGGCAGUGGAUAACGUUCUCGAAUUUGAAGUUGUGACAGCGAGUGGUGAGCUUGUUCUGGCCAAUUCCAUACAAAACCCGGAUCUAUUUUGGGCACUGCGAGGAGGUGGUGGUGGCACAUUUGGAGUCGUUACUCGAGCCACCGUGCGGGUCUUCACUGAUGUCCCUGGCGUGGUUGCCGAACUCGGUUUUCAGGCAACCCAUUCUCAUGGAGAUUGGUCUCAAGCACUGGCGUUGUUUUUCACCAUCUUGCAGUCGCUAAACCGUGAGAAUAUUGGUGGACAGCUGGUCAUUGCCGUGCUACCUAAGCAAACCAUCCAGGCAAGCCUCAGGAUGUUCUUUCUCAACCGAACCGAAACUUUGAGUGUCGAUCAGCGCAUGCAGCCAUUUGUCGACGAAUUGAACCGCAUAGAGAGAAAGGUGACGUACAAGUCAACGGAGUUCUCCACGCUCAGCAGUAACUAUCGACAAGUCCCUGACGUUCACACCGACAAUGAUUACAGUGUACUCGGGUCCACAGUUGUGAUUUCGAAUCAAUUGUUUAACUCUUCCGAGGGACCCUCUCACGUGGCACGGGCUCUGGCGAGACUACCCUUAUCUUCAGGUGAUCUGAUGUUCACCAGUAACCUUGGAGGGCGGACUAUGGAAAAUGGGAAUCUCGUUGACACAUCCAUGCAUCCGGCAUGGAGGGCUUCGGCGCAGCUGAUCAACUUUGUGCGACCAGUCGAUCCAUCAAAGGGACGAGCGGCUGCAUUUGAUACCCUGACCAACGUUCACAUGCCCUUACUUUACGCGAUUGAUCCAGGAUUCCGGCUGUCAUAUCGAAAUGUGGGAGACCCAGGCGAGAAAGACUUCCAGCAGGUCUACUGGGGAAGAAACUACGCCCGCCUCUUACAAGUCAAGCACAUUUGGGAUCGGCAUGGACUGAUGUUCAGCAAACUAGGGGUGGGCAGCGAGGAAUGGGACUCGGAGGGCAUGUGCAGGGUCCACCCGGCGCUUAUUCGUUGGGCUGCAGAUAGGCUCCGCAAAUUAGCUUAUGUGGUGCAUAUCUGA
This is a messenger RNA of Penicillium concentricum, 1815 nucleotides long. RefSeq names its product FAD-dependent oxidoreductase. NCBI's taxonomy places the organism in Eukaryota, Fungi, Ascomycota, Eurotiomycetes, Eurotiales, Aspergillaceae. The transcript has 3 exons. The record is from RefSeq and is a predicted model, not a curated record. Gene Ontology annotation, molecular function: oxidoreductase activity; FAD binding. Bases 1 to 1815 code for a protein of 604 amino acids.